AUGCAAAAUAUUAGAGGUUCUCCAUAACAAUCACAGUAACAAGAGUUAAGUAUAAAUAAUAAAGGUAAAAAGGAAUUGAUAGAUGGAACUUAAUUGUCUCUUCUCUUAUAAUUGGAAGCUAUUUUUCAUGAAAGAACUUAUUGUUUAGAACAUGUAACAAAAAUUUUGGAAAUCUAUUGUUAUCUUGUUGAAUAAUUUGACUCAAAUUAAUAAAGCUUAAAAGAUUACUUUUUAGAAAAAAUCCAAUUUCUUUUAAGCAGACCUGAAACUAUCAAAUUGAUGAUGGAAGAUAAUUAAGGUUCAGCUGAUAUUUAAAAUAGAUUUACAUAUAUGACAACAGAGAAAGGUUUGGAGUAGUUGAAAUUAGAAGAAGAAACUAGAUUUAAUCGCCCUUUUCUCUAAUAAAACUUAGAUUAAAACAAUCAAAUGAGGUUUAGUGUUUUUAAAAAGCAUUAAGCUAAAGAGACGGAAAUAUUUAUGGAGAUAUAAGAUAGAAAUUAAGAUUAAAAAAUUGAUCUCCAAACUAUGUUAUAAGAGUAUGAUAAGAUUUCAAAGGAAUAUGAUGAAACUAUUAAAAAAUAACUAAAUGAUUAAAAUAUAGCUUUAAAUCUUAGAAUGGCUAAUAGAAAAAAUAAAACAUCCAGAAAUAGAAAAUCUAAUUCAUAAGAAAAUUAAAGGUAAACUAUCGUAAAUCCUAUAAAAACAACUUUAUCAAAAUGGAAGCUUAUUUCUGAGAUUCAAGAAUCUGCAAAUUUUUUGAGAAAAUCCAUAAUUAAAUUAAAAAAAUGA
This is a messenger RNA of Paramecium sonneborni, 789 nucleotides long. Lineage: Eukaryota; Ciliophora; Oligohymenophorea; Peniculida; Parameciidae. The record is from the annotation of a GenBank genome assembly.